UGGUUGCGUCAUUGUUAUUGUGCGCUGCUCCGAGGGGAGCUCCAGCUGUUGGGGGUCCGCUGGUCAUUUCGCCAGCGUUUCGCCGAUUUGACACUUUUCACGGACGAAGAGGCCAUGUCGGUACGAAAGGAGGCUUCGUCGGAGGACAAUUUGCAAGGUUCUUGGGUGGAGUUACACUUCAGCGGCGCACCCUCGCAAAGUUACGGUCGCCACGGGAGCCAGGAGCUCGUCAUGCCCACGUCCACUCAGCAGCAGGAUGACGUGGAAAACAUGCUGCUGGACGCCCAGCACGAGUCUGGCGGGAACAGUUCGGGAGGAAGUUCCCAGUGCAACAGCCCACGCAGAGCAGUGACCCCGCUUGUGUGGAGAGGUUCUGGUGGAAGCAGCUUGCAGUCGGACGAGGACCUCCAGGAAAGAAGACAGGAAGUGGAGCUAAUGAUGAAGAAAAACGCAGACUGGAUCUGGGACUGGUCCAGUCGACCCGAGAACAAUCCGCCAAAGGAGUUCCUGCUCCGGCACCCCAAGCGCUCCACCCCGCUCAGCAUCCGCCACAGCAGCGUGAUGAAGAAAGGGGGCGUCCUCUCGCCCGACGUCCUGCAGCUGGUCCUGCCCUCGUUAAUCAUCUCGCACAUACUCGCCAUCGGCCUCGGGAUCUACAUCGGGAAGCGCCUGACCUCUCACGGCACCUUCUGAGAAGUGUUGCGCUCGGACCUUGACGUGACUUCGGCAUGCCUUAAAAUGCAAAAAGAUUAAAUGUGAAAAAAAAAAAAAAAACAAGCGACGGUUGGCCAAGUGACUGAAACACCAAGUUGGUUCCCUCCCGACGCACUGAGCCAUCGUCGGACCCCCUCUCGGACUCCUCGGCGGCCCGUCUCGGUUUUCCGCUGCUUCCUCCUUCCUUACGUUAAAAUCUGCACGUUUUAUGAACUGAUCCUUUAUGUCUUUGCAUUGAAUCAUAUGAUCAGAGUUGUUACAUUAUAAUAUGUAUUACUAUUUUGUCAUUUGUAACCAGGGGAUAAUUUGUGUGCUGUGAUGUAUUAAAUAUGUUGCAUGAAGUCCAAUAAAAGCUGGAAAUGGACAGCGUUGUGAGUCGUGUUAAAAAAAAAAAAAAUCCCCCCCCGAAAAAAGAUAAACACAAUUAAAUUUUUAUUGAACUUUGGUCAAAAUAAUAAACAAUACAUUGCCACCAUGUUAGGAAUCAAUGGACGUAAGACAAUGCUUUGCGUGUUUCGUCUUGAACGUUCUUGUAACUUUCGUGUCUGCAUUCACAGCUACGGGGAGCGGCGACACGUCUGGAGGAAAACGUCCCGAAUUGGUAAGGACACGGUCGAGGGCUGUCAAUAUUCCUCCCGAAGAUCGGGAGGCACCCCCCCCCCCCUCACUGACGGCUUUUUUUUUCAUGUGUGCAAUGCGUUUUUCAUAGACGGCUACAAGUAGCAGCGGCGUAUGAGGACAUCACUCUAGAAAAUAGGAAUUACAAAUAAUGCACAUGAGGUUCGGGGCGAGGGAUGGGUGGGAUGGGGGGUAACUUGUAGCUGUCACUCUUAAAAAGUCGGAAUUAAGGCUGAGAUUCCCUUUGUCCGUCUUGUGCCGUGUGCGUUACCAGCCCGCAAAAAAGCUCACAAUUCAAAGACCGUCUUGAUAUCAACACAAAAAAAAAAAAAACCC
Molecule: messenger RNA, 1668 nt
Organism: Syngnathoides biaculeatus (alligator pipefish)
Lineage: Eukaryota; Metazoa; Chordata; Actinopteri; Syngnathiformes; Syngnathidae
Gene: bnip4
Product: BCL2 interacting protein 4
Exons: 6
Coding region: 115-693 (192 amino acids)
Biological process (GO): mitochondrial outer membrane permeabilization; positive regulation of apoptotic process
Cellular component (GO): mitochondrial envelope; nucleus; mitochondrial outer membrane
Source: RefSeq, a predicted model, not a curated record